AUGGAAUCUUUCACUGCCUCCAACAACAUCGCUGCCAACUUCACUGGUGAAGAAUUAAAAUCAGAGGAGAUCUUCUCCAUGAUGACUGAGUACCUCGCCAGAGGAGAAGGUGCCGAUCUCUCAGACAAAGUCGGAGCUAUCUUCCAGUUCGACGUCAGAGCCAAGAAGGGAGGACCAAUUGUCGGAAGCUGGGAAAUCGACCUCAAGAGCUCCCCACCAAGCUGCAAGAAAGGAAAGUCUUCCGGACCAGAUGCUACUUUCACCAUGAUCGACUCUGACUUCGAAAAGGUGUGCAUGGGUACUCUCAACCCACAGAUGGCCUUCAUGCAGGGAAAGAUGAAGAUUAAGGGAAAUUUGGGAAAAGCUACCAAGUUCACCCCAGAACUCUUCCCACCACCAACUGAGGAAAACAUUGCCAAAUAUGCCAAGGCUAAGUUGUAAUUGCUUUCCUUAAGAAAGGAUUAGGAAAAGCCGAUUCAA
Molecule: messenger RNA, 480 nt
Organism: Moneuplotes crassus
Lineage: Eukaryota; Ciliophora; Spirotrichea; Euplotida; Euplotidae
Source: the annotation of a GenBank genome assembly